AUGUUGAAAUUAAAUCAAGUUAUAGGUUAACAUUAAAGUGAAGUGAUUACUUUAAAUUUUAUAAAAUAAUCAAAUUAAUUGAUUUCUGGAGAUUGUGGAUCUAUUUUGAUUUGAUAAUAUAAUAAUCAUAAUAAUUAAUGGAUUUGUUCAUAAACUAUUAAAGGUCAUAGUAAUUGGAUUAGAUGCUUAAUUUUAAAUAAUAAUGAAGAUCUAUUUAUAUCCAGUAGUAAUGAUAAGACUAUUAAGUUUUGGUUUAAAAAGAAUGAAUGGAUCUGUUAAUAAACUAUUACAGAUCAUAGUAGUUAGGUCUAUCAAUUAAGUUUAAAUGACUAACAAAUGCAAGUUAUAUCUUGUGGAUAUGAUAUAUUGAUAUUAGUAAUAGAGUAAUCAGAACCUAAUAAAUAUUGGAAUGUAAAAUAAAAAAUACAAGUUGAUUGUAAAGGAUAUCGAUUAUGUUUUAUCAACGAUAAUCUAUUCGCAUUUUAACCUGAAAAUGGCAAUUUGAUGUAUGUUUAUUAGAUGAAUAGUUUAAGUAAAUAGUUCACUAAAUCAAAAGAUAUUACAAUAAAUUAAGGAAAGGAAGGUGGUGUAUUAUUUCCAUAAUAAUUUAUUCAAUAAAAAUAAUUAGUUGUUAAUAAGCAUGAUAAAUAUGUACAUUUUAAUAAGAUUUACAGAAAAUGCUGAAUUUAAAGUUGAGUAAUCUAUUUAAUUUGGAACAAAUUACAUAUAUGGAUAAUUGAGUGAUGAUGGAGAAUAUAUGAUUAAUUGGGAUUAGACAUCAAAUGAAAUGUAAAUAAGGAAAUUAAAAGAACAAUGA
This is a messenger RNA of Paramecium pentaurelia, 817 nucleotides long. The record is from the annotation of a GenBank genome assembly. NCBI's taxonomy places the organism in Eukaryota, Ciliophora, Oligohymenophorea, Peniculida, Parameciidae.